GCCGCGCCCCCGCGGGCGGAGCGCACCAUGCCGCAGCUGGACUCGGGCGGGGGCGGCGCGGGCGGGGGCGACGACCUCGGCGCGCCGGACGAGCUGCUGGCCUUCCAGGACGAGGGCGAGGAGCAGGACGACAAGAGCCGCGACAGCGCCGCGGGCCCCGAGCGCGACCUGGCCGAGCUCAAGUCGUCGCUGGUCAAUGAGUCCGAGGGCGCGGCGGGCGGCGCGGGGGUCCCUGGGGCCGGUGCCGGGGCCCGCGGCGAGGCGGAGGUCGGGGCCGAGGCUCUCGGGCGGGAACACGCUUCGCAGAGACUUUUCCCCGACAAACUUCCAGAGUCUCUGGAAGACGGCCUGAAGGCCCCGGAGUGCUCCAGCGGCAUGUACAAAGACACCGUCUACUCGGCCUUCAAUCUGCUUAUGCACUACCCACCCCCUUCGGGAGCAGGGCAGCACCCCCAGCCGCAGCCCCCACUGCACAACAAGGCCAGUCAGCCAGCCCACAGCGUCCCACAGCUCUCUCCUCUCUAUGAACAUUUCAGCAGCCCACACCCUACACCUGCACCAGCCGACAUCAGCCAGAAGCAAGGAGUUCACAGGCCUCUGCAGACCCCUGACCUCUCUGGCUUCUACUCUCUGACCUCAGGCAGCAUGGGACAGCUUCCCCACACUGUGAGCUGGUUCACCCACCCAUCCCUGAUGCUAGGCUCCGGUGUGCCUGGUCACCCUGCAGCCAUCCCCCACCCGGCUAUCGUACCUCCCUCAGGCAAGCAGGAGCUGCAGCCAUAUGACCGUAGCCUGAAGACACAGGCGGAAUCCAAGGCAGAGAAAGAGGCCAAGAAGCCAACCAUCAAGAAGCCUCUCAAUGCCUUCAUGCUGUACAUGAAGGAGAUGAGAGCCAAGGUCAUUGCAGAGUGUACACUCAAGGAGAGUGCUGCCAUCAACCAGAUCCUGGGCCGCAGGUGGCACGCGCUGUCUCGGGAAGAGCAGGCCAAGUAUUAUGAGCUGGCCCGAAAAGAGAGGCAGCUGCACAUGCAGCUCUACCCAGGCUGGUCGGCGCGUGACAACUAUGGGAAGAAAAAGAGGCGGUCACGAGAAAAGCACCAGGAGUCCAACACAGACCCUGGCUCGCCUAAGAAAUGCCGUGCUCGCUUUGGCCUCAACCAGCAGACGGAUUGGUGUGGUCCGUGCAGGAGGAAAAAGAAAUGCAUUCGGUACUUACCCGGAGAAGGCCGCUGCCCCAGCCCAGUUCCUUCCGAUGACAGUGCUCUAGGCUGCCCCGGGUCCCCAGCCCCCCAGGACUCGCCCUCAUACCUCCUGCUACCCCACUUUCCCACAGAACUGCUUGCUAGCCCUGCGGAGCGGCACCUACAUCACCAGGUCUCUCGGCCGCUCUCAGCCUCCCAGCCCCCUGGACCCAACAGGCCCCCCACAGCGUCCUGCAGAGUACACAGCUGCAACGACAGGAAUCUCAGAGACAGGCAGCCUAGCAUGUACAGGACACCUGGCCGCCUCCAGGGGCUCAUCCUCUGAGAGGAAGCGACAGAGCCCCAAAGCACGUGGGAACUGGCCAGGGGCCCUGUUACCUCCCUCUCAGGGACCGGGCCCAGGAGACUUCCGAGGCUGCACAACUUCUGCCUGAACCCGGGGCCAUCAGUUCAAACUACGCCAAAUGGUGGGAAUCAGAUCUGCAUUGUGUCAUCUAAUUAAGGGCAUCCCUUGUGCCUACAGCAGCCUGCAUCUGUUCCUUUUACCCUCUAUCUUGCUGGCCAGAUGCCCCUGCCUCCCUUGCUUUUCUACUAUAGGUCACAGAUAGGCUGGACUAAGCCCAGCUGCUUUCCCCACCCUACACCUCCUUGGCCCCAUCACUGCCACACCCUCCCCAUACCACACACUUCAAGGACCAAGAAUGAGCUGGUUUACAAAACCACAUGUGAGCAUGGUCACAACCACAUGCUCAAGACAAUAAUGCUUCUCUUAACCUGGAGAAGCCCUGUUGACAGAAAAGGAGUUAUUCAUACAUAAACUGGACCAGAGUAAGCCUUUUGCCGUGUCCUCAAGAGCUUACAAGACUAGGAGGAAAUGGAACAGGUUAAGUUUAGGCCUAUUACCACAGGCGGUAGGAAUAACCUGAUACUACCUUAUCAGGCAAGUAUGGGCAGUGAGAGGUAUCUGGCUCUAGUUCCUAUUACUUGGGUAUGUUUCCAAGAGAAACUCAACCUCCCAAGAAGCUCUGAUACCAAGGUCCCAUGCCUGUUACUAGUGACUGAACUCAAAAGAAAUUAUGGCCCCAAAUCCAGCAUGCAUCCCUCCCUACACCAAAAGCCUCUGUCACAGUUCUAGCUCCUGCUUCUCCAGGUCAGUCUAGCCAGCUCUUAGGCAGUUUUAAGAGGGCAAAAGAAACCUCAUGACCCCCAAUGCUCACCUUACAGCACUGAAAUCGCUUCAGCUUCAGUUUCCCGAAGGGGCUGCAGGAAGGAGGACCAUCAGCAUCCAAGCAAGGAGCCCAGAGAAUCUCUAGUGGUGGUCAGUGGGUUUUCACCACCGCCUAGUUUAACCCAUUUCUGAGCCAAGCUUCAAGCCUGAGCCUUAAAAAACAAACUUUUAAUUUAACUUUGUCUCCUCAACUGUAUAUAGCCUGAACCCAAAGAAAAAGGGCUGUUCCUAUACCCACACACCCCUCAACAAAAGCCUUCAUAGUUCCUACUUUAGCCACUGGCUUCUCAGAAUCCAAAGAUCAUAUAUUCUAGUAUAGUGUUGCAAGAAGUCUUGAGAAAAAGGACUAUUGUAGUGUUCAAAAUAUUUUUGUAUUGUUAAUGCAUCAUCAUACAAAAACUUUUUUUAACAUGAGAAUAAAGAUACUUUUUACUGGGUUUCUUUUUCAAAGUUGACCCUGAGGAAUAUGCUGUUUCAGUAACAGAGCAUACAGACUACUUUUCUUCCCCACAGCCAUAAAACUUGGGGUUUACUCUCUAUAAUGGUACACACAUUCUAAAGACUUUCAGUCCACUUCACCUCCCUGCUGCAACCCCGAGAGCCAAGCUCAUUCUAGGUGUAAACUACUAUUCCAAGCCUUGGUCCUAACUCCCCAAUCCUCGGACCUCACAAGUGAUGCAGGUGCAGGCUAGCCUGCACACGACAUUGCGCUGGAAACUGCCACCACGGACCCACAUGACCACCAGGCUCCAUCUUCCCCUCCAUUUUCCUUCCACACAAAGACUGAACACAAGUAUACAUCCUAUUUCAAGGAAAACCAGACCAGGAGUCUUCCUUAAUUUGGGAUCAGAAAUUUCAAAAGUGCAUUUUAACAGCACCCUUUCUUCCCCAAAACUAUUAAGGUGCUUGAGAUAUCUUCGUAUUUUUAUAGAAAGCCUCUCCAGUUUGAUAAAUCUACAGACUACUUUUAUACAGCAGUGUCCAUCAUGUUUAAGAAUACAGCUAACUCCUAAAACCCAACAUGAAUGUAAAAGGUGUCAUAAAGCCACCUCAAUAGGUCAAUCAACUGUUAGAUACAAAUGCUGGACAAGAAUAUCACAACAGCCAGCUACUGGGCCACCGAUCAUGCAUUGUACUUUUCACGGAGUUCUAUUUUUGGGAUUUUAUGUUUGAAAAUAUUUAUAAAUAAAGUCAUCUUCCAGAGUA
Molecule: messenger RNA, 3636 nt
Organism: Herpailurus yagouaroundi (jaguarundi)
Lineage: Eukaryota; Metazoa; Chordata; Mammalia; Carnivora; Felidae
Gene: TCF7
Product: transcription factor 7
Biological process (GO): regulation of transcription by RNA polymerase II; canonical Wnt signaling pathway
Cellular component (GO): chromatin; beta-catenin-TCF complex
Molecular function (GO): RNA polymerase II cis-regulatory region sequence-specific DNA binding; DNA-binding transcription factor activity, RNA polymerase II-specific
Source: RefSeq, a predicted model, not a curated record